This is a messenger RNA of Sphaerulina musiva SO2202, 1162 nucleotides long. RefSeq lists its product as uncharacterized. The record is from RefSeq and is a predicted model, not a curated record. Lineage: Eukaryota; Fungi; Ascomycota; Dothideomycetes; Mycosphaerellales; Mycosphaerellaceae. Bases 148 to 426 code for a protein of 92 amino acids. The transcript has a single exon.
AGUCAUCAUAUCAUUAGACUUAGAUACUUACUCCCACCACCACCACCACCACCUUUACGCUGGACCAACUACAUCUCAAGUUGCCUUACCACCACGAACGACCACCAUAAAAACCCCAAGCCAAAAGGAACAACAACAACAAAAAAAAUGCCUUUUUCCUUCCCCACCCGUCGAACUUCCACCCAAAGCGAUUCUAGCGCCAAAUCCAACUCCUCCUCUCGCUGCUCCUCCAUCGACGAAACUCUUCUCGCGACGACUUUACCUAUUGCCCCGCGCGAAGACAAUUAUGCUAUUUCGGAACAGAUUCGUCAGAAGAGAUUGUUGGUGAAGUGUAAGAGGUUGGAGACGGAUGGACCACUUUGUUAUAAGAGUGUGAAGCAGGAGCUGCGGCAGGAGCAGGAGCAGGGUAGUACAGCGAGAAGGUGAUUGAAUGGGGUGGUGUGAGAAGAGAAGAGGAUGUGAACGCUGCUCUCAAAGUUUGGGGAGGGGAGGGGUAGCGGGGUUUCGUUGCGUGGUUGGAGGAGGGAGGGAACUUUCUCUCUUUCUAUCUCUCUGUCUGCCUACCUAGCGGCUUUGAAGGGACCUCGAGUUAUGGAAAGUCGUGAGAGGAGGAUACAUCAUCAUCAUCAUCAUCAUCAUCAUUACGGGGUCUGAUAAACACGGGUUUCCUCUUCAACGGACGGACGGACAAUGCACAAAAAGCAAAAAGCAUUCUUUCCCCUACAAACAUUUUUAACAGACUCGAGAAGAGAUUCUCAAGUCGAGUCAGUCAAGUAAUAGAAAGAGGAGAGGGAAACCGGCUUAUCGACCUAGAUAAGAUGUCGAGGAGGAGGAGGAGGAGGAGGAGGAGGAGGAGGAGGAGGAGAAGCAGGAGAAAGAGUCCGCGGAAUGCUUUGCAGCUAGGGGAGGAUUUUCUGACUUUCAGACCGGGGGGUUGCCCAAUAAUAUUGCGAGGAGGAAAGAGAGGAAAAGGAAGAGAGAGAUUUGCAAGAGGAGUUCAGAACCAAGAGGAGAGAGAUUUUUGCGCUUUGCAAAAAAAGGAUAGAUAGGUUGCUAGGUACCUAAGGAGUAUCAUAAGGGCCAAAUGUAUGUUGGCAAAUCUUGCUCAGAUUGUACUCUUCCUGUUAGUUUCACUCAGGCAUAGGUAGAUGAUAUUGAAAAG